ACAAAGCAGAACUCAAAAACACACAGUAGUGUUAGUUCCAUUGCCCCUUCAGGGGCAUACGACUCCAAUGCUUCAGCUGGGGAGUAUUCUUUACUCUAAGGGGUUCUCCAUCGUAGUUCCACACUCUGAACUCAGACCUCCCAAUCCUCUGAACCAUCCUGAAUUCAUCUUUCACCUCUUGUCGGACGGUUUAUCUGGUUAUCAGGCCUCUAUCGACAAUUUAAAGCAUCUCGUAUUAGCUAUGAACAGCAACUGCAGAGCACCUAUGCAGGACUACAUGGUUCAACUCAUGGAAGAUCAGAAGCUGCAGGGCUACCCGGUUUCUUGUAUAAUAUAUGAUUCCUACUUGUGCUUUGUUGAUUCGGUUGCUACUCAUCUAAAGAUUCCAAGCAUUGUUUUAAGGCCUAAUAUGGCUGCUUCCAUGCUAUCUCGUCGCUACAUCUGUCAACUUCAAGCAGAAAAUCGUAUUCCCUUUCCAGAGUCCAGGCUGCUGGACCCUGUACCAGAGCUCCAUCCUUUGAGGUUUAAGGAUUUACCGUAUCCAAUUACUAAUGAAAUACCCGAAUGGAUUAUGAAUUUCUUCGCUUCUUCAGUCAAUAUACGCUCUUCUGUGGCCAUCAUUUUGAAUACAACAGAUUGUCUUGAGCAUUUAACCUUAUCACGGCUUCAGCAACGUUACAAAGUCCCAUGCUUCCUGCAGAGGCCCCAUCCUGGGCCUGGACACGUGACAGCCCAGGGGCGGUCCGAGCUGGGCUGGCGCCUCGGGCCCAGGGGGAACCAGUCCAGGGCGGCCGGCCUCUUCUGCAUUGGCGGCGGCGUGAGCCCGGGUCAAGAGCUCUCCCAGGUUCUUGGGAGGUUGUUCGACAAGCUUGUAAUAGAGAUCCUCUACCCUCAACCCAUUCAUGAAAGCGGCCAUGACCACCUUCUCAUCUUUGUCCCUGAUCUGCAGGCUUUCCGUAUUGAAGCGCGUCAUGAAAUUCUUCAGGGACUCAUCCGGCUUCUGCUUGACGGCCAUCAAUUGGAAGAUCACUUUCCUGAGGGCGUCAAAGCAUUACUAGGAGAAAGUGGCCUAAUAGUCAAAUGGGCACCUCAGAAAAAAGUUUUGGCACAUAGCGCUGUGGGGGGAUUUUGGAGCCACUGUGGCUCGAAUUCAACAAUAGAAAGCAUCUGCGAAGGCGUUCCAAUGAUUUGCAGACCACAUUUUGCAGACCAAUCAUCAAAUGCAAGAUACUUGACUUAUGAAUGGAAGGUAGGCCUGGAAAUUGAGAAUGUGCUGGAUAGAGGGAGCAUUGAGAAAUCUAUAAGACGACUAAUGGUUGAUGCAGAAGGCAAAGAAUGUCAGUGAUGAAAGAUAAACUAGAAGCUGGUUUGCAGAAAGGUGGUUCUUCUUAUGAGUCCUUGAAUGACUUGACAGAGUUUAUCUCCCAACUUCCAAGCAUGGUUCAAGAAGUUAAAGUUGAUGAUCCAGCAACUUCAGUCAGUUAAAAUUUAAUCCAGUUUGAAGGGCUAAAAAAUUUGGUUUAGUUCUUGGGUGCC
This is a messenger RNA of Coffea eugenioides, 1536 nucleotides long. RefSeq names its product UDP-glucose iridoid glucosyltransferase-like. The record is from RefSeq and is a predicted model, not a curated record. The transcript has 4 exons. NCBI's taxonomy places the organism in Eukaryota, Viridiplantae, Streptophyta, Magnoliopsida, Gentianales, Rubiaceae. Bases 68 to 1345 code for a protein of 425 amino acids. Gene Ontology annotation, molecular function: UDP-glycosyltransferase activity.